CCAGUUGCCUUGAUGUCUAUACUUGACACUUCGUCAGUGCUUAACCUUAAUUCACCUCAGUUUAAACCGUUUUACCGCCUUUAUCCCAGUUGUUUGUUGAUUGCUGUUGUUGUUUCGUGAUUAGUGCAGUAACUGCUUUGUACAAUGGAUGUUGCCGAUGUAAAUGUAGGCCAGCGCCAGCAUCGCGAUGAAAUCGGCAUUCGCUGCCAGAAGCUGUUCCAGGACUUCCUGGAAGAGUACAGAGAAGAGGGCGAGCUGAAAUAUCUGGAGCCCGCCAAGGAAUUGCAAAACGAAGAGCGCAGCAUAAUUGAAGUGAACUUCGACGAUGUGGAGAAAUACAACCAAAACCUGGCUACUACAGUCAUAGAGGAGUACUACAGGGUCUACCCGUAUCUGUGUCAAGCUGUGGCCAACUUUGUGAAAGACCGCACGGAGCUGAAAAAGCCCAAGCAGUGCUACAUUGCGUUCACCGACGUGCCAACCAGGCACGUAGUGCGAGAGCUGAAAACUGACAAAAUUGGCACUCUGAUUCGGAUUUCUGGACAAGUAAUCCGCACACAUCCCGUCCAUCCGGAGCUCGUCUCCGGCACCUUUGUGUGCCUGGACUGUCAGACGGUUAUCAAGAAUAUUGAGCAGCAAUUCAGGUACACAAACCCAACAAUCUGCCGCAAUCCCGUCUGCAACAACCGGUCGAGGUUCAUGUUGGACUUGGACAAGUCCCAGUUCGUAGACUUCCAAAAAGUGAGGAUACAAGAGACGCAAGCUGAGCUCCCCAGGGGCUGCGUUCCGAGGAGUGUCGAAGUAAUCCUGAGAGAGGAAAAUGUUGAGAGCGUUCAGGCCGGGGAUCGAUACGAUUUCACUGGAACAGUGAUAGUCGUUCCGGAUGUUGGGGCAAUGGCCCUGCCGGGCGCAAAAACGCAAAUCGCUUCCAGACACAAGCACGGUGAUGAGGCUGAAGGUGUGAGAGGAUUGAAGGCUCUGGGCGUGAAAGAUCUGCACUACCGGAUGGCGUUUUUGGCUUGCAGUGUGCAGGCCACGAAUCCCAAAUUUGGGGGAAUCGAUCUGCCGAUGGGCGAUAUUACUCCCGAAAUUAUGCGCCAGCAAAUGACUGAAGGGGAGUGGAGGCACAUGUACGAAAUGUCCCACGACAGGAACUUGUACCAAAAUAUGAUCACCAGCUUAUUUCCAAGCAUUUAUGGCAAUGAUGAGGUGAAAAAGGGCAUUUUGCUUAUGCUGUUUGGGGGAGUGUCCAAGACAACUAAGGAGGGCACUUCCUUGAGAGGAGACAUCAAUUGCUGCAUCGUCGGAGACCCGAGCACAGCAAAAAGCCAAUUUUUGAAGCAAGUGUCUGAGUUUGCCCCUCGGGCAGUGUACACAUCAGGAAAGGCUUCAUCUGCCGCCGGUUUAACAGCAGCAGUUGUGCGAGACGAAGAAACCGGCGAUUUUGUUAUUGAAGCGGGCGCCCUGAUGUUGGCCGAUAACGGUGUCUGUUGCAUUGAUGAGUUCGAUAAAAUGGACCCUAGAGAUCAGGUGGCCAUCCACGAAGCGAUGGAGCAGCAAACGAUCUCUAUUGCCAAAGCAGGUGUCAGGGCAACUCUUAAUGCCAGGACUUCGAUUCUGGCGGCAGCCAACCCCUCUGGGGGGCGAUACGACCGUUCCCGGUCGCUCCAGCAAAACAUCCAGCUGUCGGCCCCCAUCAUGUCCAGAUUCGAUUUGUUCUUCAUUCUGAUCGAUGAAUGCAACGAACUCAUUGACUAUUCAAUUGCCAGGAAGAUUGUGGACCUGCACAGCAACAUCGAAGAGACCGUGGAAAAGGUGUACUCCAAACAAGAGGUGCUGCAGUAUAUUAGUUUCGCCAGGAAAUUCAAGCCAGUGAUAAGCAGCGAAUCGGGCUCCCUCUUGGUCAAUUUUUACAAUCGGCUACGACAGCGAGACGACGCGUCCUCCGGAAAAUCCACGUGGAGAAUCACAGUGCGGCAACUGGAGAGCAUGAUUCGCCUGUCAGAGGCGAUGGCCCGGAUGGACAUCAGCGACGACGUCCAACCGAAGCACGUCAAAGAAGCGUACCGGCUGCUAAAUAAGUCCAUCAUCAGAGUGGAACAGCCAGAUGUCCAUUUGGGCGGAGACCAGGAUGAGGUGCUCCAGGAAGACGAAACGUCGCAACUGGAUGGAGCGCAAACGCCCACCCCCCAGCUGGCCAAAAAGAAGAUGGUUCUUAGCUUUGAAGAAUACAAACAUCUGAGCAACCUCAUCGUGAUGUACAUGAGGAAGCAGGAGGCCAAGUUCGAGGAGCAGGGCCGCGAAGGGACGCAUAGAAGCGACGUGCUCCAAUGGUACUUGGAUCACAUCGAAAAUACCGUCGAGUCGGAGGACGAGCUGAUUGAGAAGAAGGACAUGCUGGAAAAGGUCCUGGAUAGGCUGAUUUAUCACGAUCAAAUCAUCAUUCCGCUGACUAAAUCCGGCCUUAAAGGCAGCGCGCAGGAAGAGGAGGACGAUCCUUUGCUGGUGGUGCAUCCGAAUUACUUGAUAGAUCAGUAGUGGGUAUAACACCAUUCUCAGUUAUUUUUCUUUUUUUUGAGAGAGAGAGGGAAUCAGAUCUGCUAUGUGCGCUUCCCAAUGAAGCCCAUAAUUCUUGUGAAAAAUACAGCAACUUCGCUCAGCCAAAGUCAUCGGUUCGGUAUAAGCGACUGCUUUUUAGUAUUACAUUUUUUUGUAUUUUAAA
Dendroctonus ponderosae (mountain pine beetle) is the source of this 2722-nucleotide messenger RNA. It is a transcript of the gene Mcm6, whose product is annotated as DNA replication licensing factor Mcm6. Bases 145 to 2538 code for a protein of 797 amino acids. The transcript is spliced from 11 exons. Gene Ontology annotation, cellular component: MCM complex; nucleus. Lineage: Eukaryota; Metazoa; Arthropoda; Insecta; Coleoptera; Curculionidae. The record is from RefSeq and is a predicted model, not a curated record. Gene Ontology annotation, molecular function: single-stranded 3'-5' DNA helicase activity; single-stranded DNA binding; ATP binding. Gene Ontology annotation, biological process: mitotic DNA replication; double-strand break repair via break-induced replication; DNA replication initiation.